CUGGACCAUAAGUACAAUCUGUUAUCAAAAAUGACAUACAUUUGUAAAUGUAUAACUUUCACUUGAUACAUGAAGUAUCACAACUCAUACUAUUACGAACAAAAGAAAAGGGAAUACAUAGGAUGUUAAUUCCGGGAUCUGAGGUUUACAUCGCAUUUAAGUACGGAAGAGACUUAUAAUAAAAGAUUGAAGUGAUGGAAGCGGGAGGAACUGGCGCGCGGCCACAUGAACUCAAAUAUGAUCCGUCGUAUGUACUGUACGGAGGCGGAGCCAGCUUCCUGCUUAAUAUAAUCCUUUUCCGGUUGGUCAGUCCGGUCGUUUCCGGUUGCCUCGUGCCUGCGUACCGAACGUUGUCCAUACGCGACCGCAUGGAUUGGAACGACAGGUUUAUAUCCAACAUCAACGCCGCCCUAGCGAUAGCCAUGUCCGCUCACACACUGUUCUACGAAGACGCCCUCUCCGCGGACAAGGUCUGGCACGACAGCUACGUCGCACGUCUCGCUUGCGGUAUCAUCGCCGGCUACAUGCUGGCGGAUGUCAUCUGCAUGCUCACGUGGUGUCACGUGGGCACCGGGGAGCUCCUCGGCUUUAUGUUCCACCACGCAGCCACCGUUUAUGCGUAUUAUUUUAUAUCGGCUUACGGCGUGCUGUGUUACUUCGGGAUGCUGCGACUCAUAGCGGAAGUCUCUACCCCGCCUGUUAACCAAAGGUGGUUCUUCGACAUUCUAGACGUCCCGCGUUCUAACUGCUGCGUACUGCUCAACGGAAUGCUGAUGGUGGCGACCUUUUUCUUCUUCCGGAUGGUCACCAUGCCGAUAUACUGGUACCAGAUCUGGCUGGUUACCGGCACAGAUGCUGUCUUAACGCUUGGGCACAUCCAGCUGAUCAUGUACAUACCAUGCUUCGUUCUGGACGCGCUGAAUCUGUACUGGUUUUACAAGAUGUGUCGAGGAUUCAUCAAAGCGAUAAAAGGCUUGAAAAAGCCUGUUGCAAACAAUAGCGCGAAAUUCAAAACAUUGUAGCUGCGUUUGAAGUUAAUUAAAGAGAAUUAGCAAUAAUCUAAUAAUUUCUCACAUGAUGCAUGAAAUUAUUUACAAAUAUACUGUGUUACAUUGGCGCAUUCAAACUUUAUGUAUCGGGUAACAUUACAAAUGUAUGUGUUUGGUUGCAUAGACAUAUAUAUGAUACAUAUUUCCGUUGUUCUAGUUAAGCUACUAGCAAAACAUCAUUGCGUCAUAUUCCUAAAUGCAAUGUAUAAUUUCUGUUAUGUUCAGGGCAUAAUACUGUUAUUUGCAGCUGUGAUAAAAUACUCUGUAUAUACGUUUACAAUUGGUACAUAAUGAAAUAUAAUAUUAUACAGUUUAAUUAUAGACAUAAAUUUAAAUAAGCUUGACUUUUAUAUACUCUAUGUACUAUAUAUAUAUAUAUAUAUAUAUAUAUAUAUAUAUAUAUAUAUAUAUCACAUGCUAUGUAUUUAAUCAUUAAAUCAUGUAUGUAAAACCUGUGCAACACGCGCCAAAUGUUAACUACAUAUAAUUUUUCGUUCAAAAAUAAAGUACUAAACGACAA
Dreissena polymorpha is the source of this 1569-nucleotide messenger RNA. RefSeq names its product TLC domain-containing protein 4-A-like. The coding region runs from base 195 to 1022 and encodes 275 amino acids. Gene Ontology annotation, biological process: lipid homeostasis. Gene Ontology annotation, cellular component: endoplasmic reticulum; membrane. The transcript is spliced from 5 exons. The record is from RefSeq and is a predicted model, not a curated record. NCBI's taxonomy places the organism in Eukaryota, Metazoa, Mollusca, Bivalvia, Myida, Dreissenidae.